CUUUGCCGGCAUAAGCCGUCCACAAAACCCUACUAUUUAUUUCCGAAUCUUCACCUUCAACUUUCAGCAUCCCAAUUCUCCAAAACACUCGUAUACUCUCUCUCUCUCUCUCUCUCUCUCUGAACAUCAUGGUCCGGUUCAUUAGUAUUGUCUACUUCCUCCUCUUCAUGAUACCUCUGUUCUAUGUUCUUAAGUUCUUGUCCAGAACAUCUUUGCUUCACAUGGUCGUCAAGUCAUGGCAAUCCUUAAUCGACAGGUUUCAUGUUUAUCAGUUCUACAAGGUGCCUCAGUUCAACCAGAACUUCCAAGAGAACCAACUUUACCGGAAAAUCUCUCUCUACCUUAACUCCCUUCCCAAUAUUGAAGACUCCGACUUCACCAACCUCUUCUCUGGCUCCAAAUCCAACGACAUCUUCUUCCAACACGACAACAACCACUCCGUACGCGACAUCUUCCUCAGCGCCAAGGUUUCCUGGACCAACGAGAAAUCUGAUGUCGAUGGAAUCCGGUCCUACGUUUUGAGAAUCAAGAAGACAGACAAGAGACGGGUUUUCCGGCAGUACUUUCAGCACAUACUGACAGUGUCCGAUGAGAUUGGGCAGCGUAACAAGGAGAUCAAGCUGUACAUGAAUCUCGCCACCGAAAACGAAAGGUGGAGAUCAGUCCCCUUCACCCACCCGGCAACCUUGGACACGGUCGUCAUGGACACGGAGCUCAAGAACAAGGUCCGGUCUGAUCUAGAAACAUUCUUAAAAUCCAAGCAAUAUUACCACAGACUCGGUCGUGUCUGGAAGCGAAGCUUUCUACUCUACGGUCAGUCCGGGACCGGAAAAACCAGUUUCAUCGCCGCCAUGGCUAGAUUCUUAUCGUACGACGUGUAUGACAUCGACAUGUCCAAAGUUGCCAAUGAUUCCGACCUGAAAAUGCUCCUGUUACAAACCUCGCCAAAGUCGUUGAUUGCUGUCGAAGAUCUCGACCGUUUUUUGAUGGAGAAAACGACAAAACCAACGGCGGUGAGCCUCUCGGGGCUGCUGAACUUCAUGGACGGAAUAGUCUCCAGUUGCGGCGAGGAGAGAGUAUUGGUUUUCACCAUGAACGGAAAAGAACACGUGGACCAACUAGUCAUGCGGCCGGGCCGGGUCGACGUCCAUAUCCAUUUCCCGCUCUGCGAUUUCUCGGCGUUCAAAAGCUUGGCCAACACGUAUUUAGGGGUGAAAGAGCACAAGCUGUUUCCUCAGGUAGAGGAGAUGUUUCAGAGCGGCGGGAGUUUAAGUCCGGCGGAGAUCGGAGAGAUCAUGAUAUCCAACCGGAGCUCGCCGACCCGGGCGUUGAAGUCGGUGAUAUCGGCGUUGCAGACGGAUGUGGAUAACAAGACGACGGUGAAGGUGGCACAGGCGUUGACGAAUAGCGGGUCGGGUCGGUCGGUUGGUGGGGACGAGUCGGGUGAGCCCGGGACGGUGUUUUGUAGGGAGAGUGUUCAUACGGUGAGAGAAUUUAGGAAGUUGUAUGGGCUUUUGAGAUUGGGGAGUAGGAGAAAGGAGGAGCCGCCGGUGCCGUUGGAUAGAAGUUCGUCGGAGAAAGAAGGAUCACGGCAUGAAAGAAUGAUCGUGUAAUUUUUUUUUCGGUUUCUAAUUAGUUUUAAUAUCUAUUCUCAUUGAAAGCUCAUUCUCAUUACAUCAACUCUUGUAAAAUAACCUCAUAAAUGAGAAUUUUUUCAUUUAUUAUCAACAUUUUUAAUAGUGAAAACACUAAUUUGUAAUGACAACAUGUAUAAAUGUAUAAUAGACGCACUAAAAGUG
Messenger RNA from Argentina anserina (silverweed cinquefoil), 1799 nucleotides. Its product is annotated as AAA-ATPase At2g46620-like. The record is from RefSeq and is a predicted model, not a curated record. Bases 129 to 1613 code for a protein of 494 amino acids. The transcript has a single exon. Gene Ontology annotation, molecular function: ATP binding; ATP hydrolysis activity. NCBI's taxonomy places the organism in Eukaryota, Viridiplantae, Streptophyta, Magnoliopsida, Rosales, Rosaceae.